Molecule: messenger RNA, 1203 nt
Organism: Iphiclides podalirius (scarce swallowtail)
Lineage: Eukaryota; Metazoa; Arthropoda; Insecta; Lepidoptera; Papilionidae
Source: the annotation of a GenBank genome assembly
AUGGUCGACAAUCAGUGCACAGCCGGACCGGUGAAGGCAUACAUCAUGAGUGACCUGCUGAAGAAAUUCGAUUUUGACAACACCAACGAUUAUGUCAAGUUGACGCUGGCAAUAGUCGGAUUCUACGUGGGCAUGUUCUAUCUGGAGUACGUGGACACAGAGUACAGUUUAUGGCUCACGUGGUUCCUCACGCCGCUCAUUGUGACCUUCCUGCUGCCUGCCGUCAUCAUAGUGCUGAUCUACAUCAGCAGCAUCAUCUUCCACCUUUACAGGCUAUACAGAAUGCGCGUGGUGGACGGCGUACAGAAUGACUGGAGGCAAGCGGCGCGCCUCGCUGUCUGCGCUUUGUGGGACGCACACGGCUGGCUCUGGCAUGGCUACGACAUCCGCGGCCUGGAGAACAUCCCCGAUGGGCCGUGUCUCCUGAUCUACUACCACGGCGCGUUACCAAUCGACAUGUACUACUUAAACGCCAGGCUGUUCCUGUUCAAGCGACGCCUCAUGUACACGGUCGCCGAUCGUUUCAUGUUCAAAAUACCCGGCUGGUCCUCGCUGCUGGAGGGGCUAUGCGUGAUCCCGGGAACAGUGCAGACGUGCGCGGGCGUCCUGCGCGCCGGCAACUCGCUGGCCAUAUCGCCCGGCGGCGUGUACGAGGCUCAGUUCGGCGACCACUACUACAGGUUGAACUGGAAGUCGAGGAUCGGGUUCGCGAAGGUCGCCCAGGAAGCGAAAGUGCCCAUAGUGCCGAUGUUCACGCGGAACGUGCGCGAGGCGUUCCGCACGGUGGGCUGGCUGCGCGGCGUGUGCCUCCGGCUGUACGCGGCCACCAGGGUGCCCCUGGCGCCCGUCUACGGCGGCUUCCCGGUGAAGCUGGUCACGCACCUCGGCGAGCCGAUACCGUACGACGGCGCGCUCACGCCCGAACAGCUGCAGCGGAAGGUAGCGAGUGCAAUAGAGAAAUUAAUCGAAGAACACCAGAGGGUACCUGGGAACAUACUUCUCGCUCUAACGGAGAGGAUAUACGAAAUGCCGAAGAAGAGAAAGUAUUCAAAACCAGUCAAUGGCGCUUGCCAGAACGGCUUGCAGAAAGAGAAGGAAGACAGCCCGUGCGGCGAGUGCGACAAAGACAAAACGAACAGUGUCGUAAUGGACCGAACAACGCUUUCGAAUGUAGAUCUUUGCGAGGUAACCGAUAUCCCGGUU